Mercenaria mercenaria is the source of this 1404-nucleotide messenger RNA. Its product is annotated as probable 28S ribosomal protein S23, mitochondrial. Gene Ontology annotation, biological process: translation. Lineage: Eukaryota; Metazoa; Mollusca; Bivalvia; Venerida; Veneridae. The coding region runs from base 30 to 542 and encodes 170 amino acids. The record is from RefSeq and is a predicted model, not a curated record. The transcript has 5 exons. Gene Ontology annotation, molecular function: structural constituent of ribosome. Gene Ontology annotation, cellular component: mitochondrion; ribosome.
GUUAAGCUUCCGAGUAACCAAGAUGAGAAAUGGCAGGGUCAAGAGUGCACAAGUAUAAAUCCAUUUUUAAACGUGUAGAAGGUCUGAUCAAGUCUGAAGCUUUACCAUGGAAAGACCGACCCUUGUGGUACGAUGUGAUGGAAAGGUUCCCACCAAAGGUUGAUCCAGACUUUGAACGACCAGUGCCUAAAAACACUGUGAGGAAAAUACUAUAUCCAGAGGAUCUGAUUAGAGCUAAAUAUUAUGAAGAGUUUAACGACCGAGAUGUUGUGAAUAUGAGAGCAGAGAGAGACGAUAUCAAGAUAAAGACUCAGGUAUUUGUCGAAGCAUACCUUGAGCUCCGAGAGCCAGGAAUGAAAGUUGAUGAAAUUAUUGAGAAAGUGGAACAAAAGCUCAAUAGCGACGGCACUAAAUAUAUAAGGAAAAAGGCUAAGGUAUUUGUUGAAGAACCGAAACCUGACUUUGAUGACGUGAACAUUGAAUUGGAGAAAACAUCCAAAAGCACAGGAGCAGAGUUAAAAUUUGCUGGAAGACCAAGAUGAUUUCACUGGGAACAUUUUUAUCUACUGAAGAUUGUGCUGCAGAAGACUGGGGGAUACAGAAACUGUCGUUUCAUUUCUUCGAUUAUUUAAGAAAUUAUAUAUGUCAAACAGUGAUUUGUUGUCGAAUUUUGUGUUUGGUGUUCAGAUGUAAAGAAACAAUAUUUUGAGGGAGCAGUUUGAUUAAUGUAAUAAUACACAUCUGAAAAACAAUGAUUUUAUUCAGGUGAAAAUCACUGUUUGAAAUAUGUUAUUUCUAUUCUGACACAGAAUCAAGUAUUAUUAUGUACAUCCUUGACAUUGACCAAAUAUUUGCUUGUUUUAUGUGUGUGUAUUUUUUUUCCAAUGCUCCGCAAUUAAGUUUGAUGCUAUGAUGUUAUUAAGAAAUGAUGUUUAGAAAAACCAUGUUUUAACGUUAUUAAUGCACUGAAUGAGGUUAUACGUCCGCGGAAUAAUUUCAAACAAAUUUUGCUUGUUUUGUUUUAUUGGAGUGAACAAAGUUCAGCUGUAUGUCUUUAAAUUCAUUCAAUCAGUCAGUAUGUUUUUGAUAAGCACCCCUUUUAACAGUUAAUGGUACUGUCCAAAUUGAAAGAUGGACAAGUUCAUUGUAGAAAUUUAGCAGGGUAAUGGUUAAUGUGUACAGUGACAGGAUUAUUCCAUCUUAAUUAUACAACAAAUAUCUUGAUUUGAACAAUUUUGUAAAAAAAAAAUGUGUGACAUGUUUUCCACAAACAGAGAAUAUAUGUAAUAUAUAGGUGCUUGAAUACUUUUGGAUAUUGGUGGUAAGCCAUUUUCAAAAAUUGGUGAUGGGAUAAACAUUUCUAUUCCCAUUUUAUGACUUGUUUACUUUUUAUACGCCCGUUUG